GAACAAAAAAAAGGAACACUUUAACGAGUCUUUGUACUGGAGCAAGUAGUCUCAUCACCAUUCUUCUCAGACAUUCAUCUCCCUCAUACAACCCCCCCAUCCAGCACACAUUACAGCUUCUGCGAUCGACCUACAUAAAUACUUUCACUCAACACAAAACUCGAGCAAGAUACAUUGUACCGAUUCUCCUCCCCCCCGCAUUUGUAUUAUUCCAUCAAACAAGCCCACAGCCUCUACUUGACCGACCCAUCUAUCGAGUCUCUUAACAUUCAAGAAUCGGAUUCAAGUCGAUCACCAACACCCAAACAGCCAGCCGUUUUCAAUUUUUUUGGCAGGACAUGGCAACCACCGAAGUAGUCGUCAUGCCCACCUGCACGAUCUGUCGCGAUGAUGAUGCGACUGAUUUGAACUUUGGGAUAACCGCUUGUGGACACGCCUUCCACUCGCAGUGCAUGGAAGACUGGAACAGAAAUCAAGCGCUUCGGCGCAGGAUGACAGUAUGCCCGUGCUGCAACACCAACUUAUCCUUUACACGAUCACCGACCAUUCGCAUCCACCAGCUCGCCAAACAAAGAGUAGUCAUCAUCCCGGACGGACAUGCCGAUCCGCUCGAGGAACUCAAGGCGGCGACCAAGAAGCUCGAGAAACUCGAAGCCGAUCAAGCCAAGCUCGCCGUCGAGAACAAUGCGCUCAAAGCCAAAGUCACCAAGCUAACCUAUGAAUCCAAGAAGCGGAUGGUAGAAGAGUCCAGGAAUACCCCCCAAGGAUCUUAUAAAGUACUGAACCUCGAUGGUCAUCAUGGUCCCGAUCUCGAAAAAGAGAGGCAGAUUCGCAAGAGACAGCUACAUGCCUUGCACAUGGGAGAGCAAAAGAGACUGCUCAGGCAGCUUGAAGAUUCAAAAGAAGCUUACGAAAACCUCCUGGCUGGAUUUGAACCGGUGGGAUUGACGAUAAACACCUCUGCAGCAGACAGAGCCACUCCAUCACAUCAACGGCAACCAAUCGAUCCAGUCGACUCGGAUCGAUCGUCGAGUGUAUCGAUUGGAGUGAAACGACCACGUCCCUCGAGGACCGAGAAGGAGAAGGCCAAGACGCCCAUGGUGAUCGAAAUCGAUUCGGAAUCCGACAACCCUUCGCCUCCUCCUGGGCCGCCGAAUUCCCCGGCCUUUACGCUCAACCCCUUCAAUCCAAUCCCCGGCCCUUCAGUCCCAAAGCCUUUUCGCGCUCUACAGGCCUCGACUAGUGCUUCGAAAAGAAGAUACGAUCAAGCCUCAGCUACCCCGAAGAUUAACUAUACUACUCGUUCUUUCGCUAAACUGGCCUCUGGUUCCGGCCCCAAAGCUUAGCAAUCUUCCCCUAGAAAUUCGUCCGGGCCAUCAGACCCUCAAUUAGAAAUCAACCCUCUUUCCUCACACAUACUCCCUCUUUCUCUCAAUCCCAACUCGCCGUAAACCACUUUGGACAAUCCAAUUAAGAAGAGCUUCUUUUUUUGGCUGGUAGUCCUUUAGACUCGCUUCCAUUGAGGUUCGACUUUGCUCCUCGACAACUGCUUUUUUUUCUUUCUUUCUUUUUGCUUAGUAUUAGACAUCCUGCCUUCAUGCCCAAUUAGCUUCUUCUCCAUGCCUAUCCUAGUUCAUUCCUAUCCAAUCCUCAGCUCUCAUCAUGUCAGUAACUCAUCCCGAAAAAAAACAGAAACAACACAACACAAACUUCUCGCUCAUCAUUCAUCCUCAUCAGUUGUUCCCAGCUUCCAUGUACUUUUUUUUUCUAUCAUUCCACACUCAUCAAAUUCCCAUCCGAUUCUCGUCCGACCCCAUUCGACUUUCUUUUCAUCUAGUCUCACAUCGACGUCUGGCCUGGCCCCUCCUCAAUUUCAUCCACUCUUUCUUCAUGCAAACCCAAAACCCCCCCAAAAAAAUUAUUGGUCUCAUUAUAAACUGUUCUUGUCCUCUCAACAAUCCAACAAUGAAGAAGUUAUCUAUGCCAGAACACGUUCUUUCUAGAAACAAAUCAUGCCAUCUUAGCCAGAGUUUCUAUACCCUUUUGAGUGUUCUUUCCCUUUUUGUUUCCCACCAAGUGAUGUUGCACAUUCAAUUUGUAUCUACCAUACCCACCAGCCUCGAGACCCUAUCUUACAUCAGUCCAAACUGAUGACAGGAAACUUAUCUGCAAUGAACCCUGAGCUGUUUGCUCCUACCAGCCAGAAGAUCUUCUUUAUUUGAUGGUG
Molecule: messenger RNA, 2227 nt
Organism: Puccinia graminis f. sp. tritici CRL 75-36-700-3
Lineage: Eukaryota; Fungi; Basidiomycota; Pucciniomycetes; Pucciniales; Pucciniaceae
Exons: 2
Coding region: 339-1346 (335 amino acids)
Source: RefSeq, a predicted model, not a curated record